AUGACUUCUAAACUGAAGGCAGUAAGAGCAGGACAGAGAAGUGCUGUAACCAGACUUCUAAAAAGACUGGACGAAGAAAAUGCAGAUGCAGAAGAAAUUGAGGCUAUUUUGGAGACAUUGACGGACAAACAAGAAAUUCUCAGAGAUCUGGAUGAAAAAAUUCUAACAGAAACAGCAGAGGAGGAUAUUGAGAGAGAAAUACUGGAAAUGUGUUGGAGUGGCAGUCAUUCUGGGAUUCAUAGCAACAACACAUUGACAGAAGUUCAAAAGUUUAAUUACUUAAAGUCUUUAGUAGCAGAAGAGGCAUCGAACACCAUUUCAGGAUUUGCACUCACACAUGCAAACUACAACAGAACGAUUGAGCUUCUACAUGAAAGGUUUGGACAAAAACACAAGAUAACUCAGUCUUACAUGCAAGCGCUCUUGGACCUACCCACUCCCAAGAAUAAUCUCACAAGCCUGCGUCAUUUUCAUGACCAAGUUGAGACAUACGUCAGAGGUUUAGAAUCCUACGGACAAGCUCAAGAUACAUAUGGUUCCCUUCUAGUACCUGUCAUUCUGAACAAAUUACCUACUGAAAUACGCAAGAAUUUGGCUCGUGAACAUGGUUCUACUGAUUGGUUAUUAGGUGAUUUGAGAAACAGUCUUUACAGGGAACUCGAAAUAUUAGAAGCUGGAGCAGGUAUUGAUGCAACAGAACCAAGCGCAACAUCAACUUUUUAUACCCAUUCAAAGGCCAGUCAUAAGCAAGUUCAACACAACUUCAGUCCGAGGAAACCCCAGGUAUGCUGUGCAUAUUGUAAGGAGACGCAUUAUUCAAAUGAUUGUGAAAAGUUCAAAAACUGCACUGACCGCAUGAGAAUUGUCAAACGAGACAAGUUAUGCUUUAACUGUUUGGGUCGACAUCGUGUUACAGACUGUCAAUCCAAAUCAAAUUGUAAAAUCUGCAAAAAACGACAUCACACAAGUUUGUGUUCAAAUCGCGAGGUAGUCAAAAGCAACAAGGAGAGUAUCCCUUCACUUCAAGCAAAAAAUACAGAAAGAGCAGAAACGUCAGUGAUGCAUUCAUCUUCACAUAGAGAUCAACCAAACGUUUUGUUACAAACUGCAGUUGCACCUGUCACAUCUGGAAAAAUGACAACUGAUGCUUAUAUUCUGUUUGAUGAAGGAGCUCAAAGAUCAUUUAUCUCUAGGAGUUUGGCUGACAAGAUAGAAUUAACACCAACAGGAUAUGAGAAUAUCAACAUUCUUGGAUUUGGAGAAUCAGGAAAAGAGAAAGGAGUUCAAAAGUUACAGACAGCUGUAGUCAAGGUCCAAACUAUACAGAGAGAAGAUAUACCUGUCAAAGUCUUAGUGGUCCCAGAGAUAGCAGCUCCAAUUAAAACGCAUGUAGAAAAUGCAGCAAAAUUAUCGUAUUUGAGGAAUUUGAGAUUGGCACAUCCUGUUGCACAAGAGGAGGCAUUCCAAAUUGAAUUACUUAUUGGAGCAGAUCAGUACUGGAAUUUGGUGGAGGAUAAGAUAAUUAGAGGAAAGGGUCCAACCGCCAUCAAAUCUAAACUUGGAUAUUUACUUUCUGGACCAUUAUAUGGAUCACAAUCCCAUGUACUUGAAUACAACACAUCAAUGAUGAAUGUUAUGGUGUCACACAAAAUGGAGGAACACAAUAUUGAGAAGUUUUGGCAGAUUGAGGCAAUUGGAACUGAGAAAGAGUAUGAGGAAUCAAGUAAUCAGAAUUUUCAGCUGUCAUAUGAGAAGGAUUCCAUACGAUUUCAAGGCAAUCGGUGUAAUCAUGUAAAGCUUCCAUGGAAAGAGGACCAUCCUGCAUUGCCCUUAAACAAAAAUAAAGCUUCCCGUAGAACAGUCGGUGUUAUAAAUCGCCUCAAACUGGAACCGGAAAUGCUGAUCAAAUAUGGGGAAAUAGUUGCUGAACAGGAAAAACGUGGAUUCAUAGAGAAGAUAGACAGCGAACUUCCAACAAAUCGUAAAGUUCACUUCAUACCGCAUUUUCCAGUAAAGAAGGAUUCAGCUACAACUCCUGUAAGGAUAGUAUACGAUUGUAGCUUGACAACAGACAUAGAAAAAGCAUUUUUAAAUGUAGGAUUAGAAGAGGAAGACCGAGACGUUACGAGAUUCUUCUGGUUUGAUGAACCUACAAAUCCUAACGGAACGUUAGUGGACUACAGAUUUAAAUCUAUUUUAUUCGGAGCUACUUGUUCCCCAUUCAUUUUGAAUGCUGUUCUGAUGAAGCAUUUAAAGGAGAACGCAUCAACAUGGACACAGAAGUUAACAGAAAAUCUUUAUGUUGACAACAUUAUUUCCAGUUUUCCAACAGAAAAUGAAUUAAUUUCAUUCUACAACUGCUCUCGCACUUUGUUUGCCAAAGCUGGAUUUAACCUUCGAUCAUGGGGAUCCAACAGUGAACUCCUACAAGAGCAUGCUAAGAAGGAUGGAGUAUUUGACAAGGACAGUGUCGUCAAAGUACUAGGAAUGAAAUGGAACGUCAAAGAGGAUAUUCUAACCUUUGCAAAAACAAGAAAUAGCCAACACAGGAAGAAACAGUUUGACAAAGAGAGAAGUGCUAAAACAAUCUUCAAAAAUAUAUGA
This is a messenger RNA of Saccostrea cuccullata (small rock oyster), 2604 nucleotides long. RefSeq lists its product as uncharacterized. Lineage: Eukaryota; Metazoa; Mollusca; Bivalvia; Ostreida; Ostreidae. The record is from RefSeq and is a predicted model, not a curated record. The transcript has 3 exons. Bases 1 to 2604 code for a protein of 867 amino acids.